Molecule: messenger RNA, 1557 nt
Organism: Closterium sp. Naga37s-1
Lineage: Eukaryota; Viridiplantae; Streptophyta; Zygnematophyceae; Desmidiales; Closteriaceae
Source: the annotation of a GenBank genome assembly
AUGGCCCCACACACCGCCAUCUACAAGCUCGCCACCCCUUCGCACGCCUCCGCUAGAUUCAACAUCCGGCACAUGGUCAGCAUGGGGUCUCUCCCCGUGCGAGUGGGGGGAGGUGCAAUCGGAGCUUCGCGCGGAAAGGCCGCCGACCGGCCCGGGGCUCGCCCAAACGAGAACUGCGGAGCAUGGAAGCCCGGGGCCUGCCGAACGACCCAGCAGAUUGCGGACGCGGCAGAGACGGCUCGCGGCGUCCAGAGUCCCAGCGACGGCCAGGCGACCCCCUGCCCCGCCUCGCCGGAGAUUGCCGCGGAGAGCGCUGAGCGGGGGAUUGUGCUCGUGGUGAGCAAUGGGCUGCCCGACCUCAAUGGGACUGGUGCCAAGGAGAGCGACGACGCUCAGGGGACCGCUGAUCACCCUCUCCGCGCCGGAGAACUUCGUGACGCUCAGGAGAGCGGUGCCGAGGGGAUUGCUGCCGCGGAGGCUGACGCGGCAGCGAGCGCCCGUGCUCCUGUCGCGGCUGACCAGCAGGGCGGCUUGACGCAACUCGAACAGGCGCCCACGAGUACUCUGGCGAGGAUGGCCGCGAGGAGGGCCGAAGAGGAAGAGUCAGCCCGCUCUCAAAGCGGCGGACGGGCUCACUUGCGGAGGGGUGCGCAGAGAAACACGGGCGAAGACCAGCAGGCCCCCUCUCAGGCUCCGCACUAUCCGCAGUCCCCUCUAGCGCUGGAUUGCGACCCACUGAUGGGUUCAUCACUCCCGAUUCCACCACCGCCGACGCCAGCUUGCCGACAAAGCAAGGACGAUGUCGUCGUCGCCCCUCAAACGAGGCGCAUAGGAGCAGCUGGAGGGAGAGGUACGUGGGGAAUCCGAGUGGGACGUAGCAACGGCCGCCGCGCACGUCGCGGAAAUGGGAGAGGUCGACGAGGAGGCAGAGCCCGACGGACAGGGGCGAGUGCCUAUGCUAGAACAGCCGAGAGAUUACUCCGGGAAGGCAUGGAUGGCGGCGAGGAGGUGGCAAGCGACGAGACGAACUUGGAGGUAGAGGAUGCAGAGAAUGAGGAGAGUGACGUGGGAGAUCCCCUCGGACCCCUACUAUUCGCCGCCAGCAUCCACCCAUGCCUCGUUGCGACAGCAGCAGCUCACCCGCAGGUCGUCCUACUCGCCUAUGCCGACGACAUCACGCUCCUUGGUGAGGCGCCAGCCUGCUCCGCGGACUUUGACCACCUCACAGCCGCGCUCACCACCAUGGGGCUCCUCCACAAGUCAGCCAAGUGUGCGGCCUGGUCUGCCGCCCCAAUUGACCCUGCCUUCGUACCCCCCGGCAUCACCAUCUCGAGCGAAGGGCUGCAAAUCCUCGGCAGCCCCAUCGGCACGCCACAGGGUUGCGUCGCAGCAGUUAGGGACAGACUCACGGCAGCAGCUGAACCACUCCCGCUGCUAGCGCAAAUAGACCCGCUGCUCUGCCUCCUCCUCCUCACACGUUGCGUCAGCCGCCGCGCCUCCUUCCUGGCAGGGACAACCCCGCUGGAGGUCUUGCCCGAGGCAGAAUGGUCGGCCUAG